Molecule: messenger RNA, 4667 nt
Organism: Eublepharis macularius
Lineage: Eukaryota; Metazoa; Chordata; Lepidosauria; Squamata; Eublepharidae
Gene: LCA5
Product: lebercilin LCA5
Exons: 8
Coding region: 225-2276 (683 amino acids)
Biological process (GO): intraciliary transport
Cellular component (GO): axoneme
Source: RefSeq, a predicted model, not a curated record
CGGCGCCUUUAAGCGGAAUCCCGGCAACCGUCGGGUUGGGGGAGGGCGUUCCUGAGCCCGAGGAGGCAGAGAGAAUUAUGGAUUCUGAAUGACAGCUACUGAUUGCCAAAGUAAAACCUAUCAUUGCAUGUGUAAUGAAGGAUAAGAAGCCAACAGUGACUGUGAAUUCUACUCUAGCAAAAUGAAAAUCCUUGAGGCAAGGUCUUCAACUCAGUGAUUUAAAAAUGGAGGAGGGAGGAAGGAGUCUGGAUUCUGGACAUAACCAAAAAUCAGAAAGUGAUAAAAGCAGUAAUUCCUACUAUUCGUAUGAUGAUGAUUCUUCUUGUAGCUCUGACUGUUCAGCAACAGGAAGCGCUCAGUCUACAAACACUGAAGGAAAAAAUCAUAAAGCACAGAAUCUGAAGACCUUUGCACAUUACCAAGCCUCUAAACAAAUUGCCGGUAAAUAUGCACCAAGCAAAAAAGGGAUGCGCUGUGGCUUUCGCUCCCAAAGUUUCAACAGGGACUCUUCUGAUAUUAGUCUCAUUACAAAAAGAGUACUUUCUGCCCGACUACUGAAAAUCAAUGAGCUUCAUAAUGAACUGGCUGAACUACAUGUAAAAGUUGAUGAACUGCAAAAAGAAAACAGGACACUUAAGCAGCUUCAAUACAGACAUGAGAAAGCCCUGCACAAGUUUGAAGACACAGAAAAUGAAAUCUCUCAGCUCUUGGCACGGCAUAACAAUGAGAUUCGAAUACUAAGGGAGCGCUUAAGAAAAUCACAAGAAAGGGAACAAACAGCUGAGAGAAAGUUGAAGACUUCAGAAGAGGAACUGUACAAAGUCAAAAGUACCUUGCAGAAACUGAGAAGACUUGCAGAAGACAGGCACCUCCCUGAGCGUGAUGAACUAGCCAAGAAGUUAGCUUCAGCAGAAAGCAGACUGGAUGACAAUGAAAAAAGAAUUAAGGAGUUGGAAAAAAACCUUGACCUUAGUAAUCAUAGUUUCCAGAGACAACUGCAUUCUGAAAAAAAGAAAUUAUAUGAGGCACAAGAAGAAAAAAAAACUUUGCAAGAGGAAAUCCAACAACUUAGCCAAAAACUGAAGGACAAAGAAAGAGAACUAGAUGUAAAAAAUAUAUAUGCUAAUCGAAAGCUAAAACCUUCACCCAAAAAAGACAUGAAUAUUACACCAAGGAAAAAAGGCGUGGGUAAGAACACUAAAGGAGAAGAACAAACAACAAAAGGAGUACAGACCUCUGGAUAUUUUUCUCCUGUAGAAUUUCCUCCUCCACCAGCUUUUCUUUCUGAAUCUGUUUCAGAGGAAAAGAAAGAAAAUGUACAUCUAAGAACGAAGGAAGAGACUGUUAAAGAAGACUGGAAGGAACAAACAGACCAUUUCAGUCAAGAAGAAAUCAGAGAAGAGGAAAAGAGGCUGAAAAAUGAUCAAGAAUUGCAGGUACUAGAGGAAGCAGCCAAGAAAGUUCGAGACGAAUGGAAAGGAGAAGAAUCUGAGAGAAGGAAGAAAGAAAAUAGUCUUUUGUUGAAGAAAGAAAAGAAAAGAAAUAUUCUGGAAACAGAAAUAUAUAGUCUGGAAAAUGAGAUGCAAAAUAGCAAAAGUGCAGAAGAAAGGAGACGGAAGGAAAUGCUGCUGACGAAAAUGCAUGAAAUGGAUAAAGAAGCUCAAAUCAAUAUAAAUUUAGCUUCCCAUACAUCCACCUCAGACACAAUUGCGACUUAUUCUUUGGAGAAAAGUAAAAGACCAUUUCAGUUCCCAGAGACAGCAGACAAGAUAUUCAAUGGAUUUCCAGACUAUGACCAGCACAAUGGGGUCACAAAAGGAGAAAUCCAGAACCAGCAUAAUGUAGGAGCCACCGAUUCAAGCAGUGAUCUGAUAUUUGGUAGUUAUGUGCCUUCCUUUGCAAAAGGGUCAAGAAGGCCAAACUGGCUUAAUCAAAAAACUGAUGUCCUAGAGGACACUGCUAAGGAAAAUGUAGGUCUCAACAUUAAGAGAGACAAAAAGACGAAUUUAAUGGAGCAGUUGUUUGGAAGCAGUGCCAAUGCUAUCACUUCGUCUAAGGCAAAUGACUUCGAUUUUUUUGUUCAAGGCAGUAGUACAGACAGUUUUCCUCAGGAUAAAGGUACCACAGGCAAAGUAAAAGAUGAAAGUGAUGUUUUCUUUAGUGAAGGAAAAAGCUUUAAUCCCAAAAGGCACCGAUUGCAGCACAUGGCAAGUAGAUCUUCAGUUAAGGCUGUUAAUUACUCAGAAGAUGAAAUUGAGGAAGUGCUACUGCAUUGAUGACUACCACCGAUAUUUAUUAUGCUGUUUGUAGUUUUUGUGCUAUUUAUAGUUUUUGUCCUUUUCAAAUAUUGUAAACAUGAGGUGAUGUCAGGAAUACAGCUGUUCAUUCAAUGUUCUAGAUUAUUUGAAAGAGAUGAUGACUUUGUUAUGCAUGUAGCAGUCAUCUUUUCUACAGCAAUUUCUUAGCAUGGCCUCAUUCAGUCUAGUUGGGUGUUGCUAUUUCCCCAAGUUUUCAUUCUGCAAACAAAAAUAAUCUAUCCCUCUAAGAAACCUUUUUGUUAUCUUUUGUCAGUCAUGUUUAAAUGUUCACAGCUCAUUGGCACAAUGCCAGCAGAGGACUUAAAGUGAUCCAGUACAGGCAUCAUAAUAUAGUUUUCUGCAUUUGGCCACAAGAGGAAGUAACCAAGAGCUUUUUGUAUUUAGACAUGAAGCUUCUUUCCUCCAUCACUUGUCUUUCUUUUGUCUCGCUGAGGAAACAGUGAAAGAAAUAUUAGAAACUUUUAAAACAUUGAGGGUGAUCCAAUUCCUCCCCUGUGCCAGCAAGGGAGGAGGCCUUCCAUGUAGAGAAUCCCCUUUUCAAUGUGUAGAACUGUAUGUGCAACCUAUGGAUCCAGGUUUUCUUCCAAAUUUUGUUACCAGGACAGCAAAGAUUCGGUGCAAACAAUCAAGUAAUUGAUGUUUUUCCUUCAGUUCUUUAUAUUACAUAAAGAUUUUUUAAAUUAAGCUAACGAUGAGAGUAGUAUGACAGGUUACAUGUUUUAUAUAUUAUGGAAAUCUGUUGUUGACCUAUCAACAUUACAUUGUUAAUUCAUUCUUGCACAGUAAGCCUUAAAUACUUCAGAGGAAAACUAGUACAGAAGCUACUUUUAAAAGUGGAUCUCAAUUUCUUAUGUAAGAGAGUGGAGAGCUUGAUGGAGUUUAAAUAAUGAAUUACGACAAAAUUAAGAUCACACAUCUUAUUUUAAUAUGUACAUGAGAAAACUAUUUAAUGGCAUGACAAAGAAACACCCUAUUUAUAUGAAAAUUAAUCUAGCAUUUGUUUAAUUUUCCAGUAGUCACAACUCAUUUAUACCAAACCAAUUCCAUUGCAUUUAACAAGUCUGUUCUAUAAUAAAUUACUUGUGGACUGCAGCCAGUGGGCGCAACUAUACAACCUUGGUACAUGUACAGAUGUUUCUAUUGGGUUGUACCAAAUGUCUGUUGCCUAAAGCUAUUGGUAAAACUGAAUUAAACUUUCUGGCAUUACUUGCUGUUUCAUAUAUCCAUAACAACAAAUAUAAGGGCAAGUUAAUUUUAAUAUUAAUACCUUUACAAUUUUGUUUUAAAACUUCAUUAUUUAAUGUAGCAAAUUACAGGAAAUAUAUUACAUAAAAUCUCUGAGCAUCCAAUGAUGCCUGGUAAACUGUGCAUUUGGUAUCCAUUCAUGCUUAAUUUUGAUGGGAAUGGAUCUUGAAAUAUGAACAAAAAACUUCCUUAGCUAACAGCAUUUUAGGUUUCUGAUUAAAGAGGUUCCUGCACUUCUGUUUUCUUUAACUUUACAAUACUUCCUUACUUUCCUUUUGGCUUAAAAAAAUUGUCUAGUUGAAUGAAACUAGUUCUCAUGAAAUCAGAUCUAGGCCAAGAACAGAAAGCUACUGAAGGAUGAAAAGCACCACCCUGAGUGCACAUAUAGAAAUCAUCACCCUCAUGCUUUUAACUGGUGUGUUACCCUCAUAUGCUUCAGAAUGCAGGAGUACUGCUGCUGACACCAGCUAUGGAUACUUCAGCUGUUGGUGGCAUUUAUUAGUGCAGAUGAGGACAGAGAUAAAACCAGGUGCCUCUACUCCUUUCUCCUCAUUAUGUCCCAUGUCUAGCAGAUGAAUGGAUGGCGAUGUAACAGUUAGGCUAGACAGAAUGUCCUGUAGAAAAUUCUCAUAAAAACAAGGUUGAAUAUCUGUGUUCUGUUAGGAGGUCAAAAGCUUGGGGAAGGAAAAAGUCUUCGCUUAUUUAUAGGGCCAAGCCAAGAAAUGGCUCCAUAUUAGGGAAACAGUAAAUCUCUCUAUAUGAAUCCAGGUUACUGUGCUGUACAACUAAUUGCUAUUUUUAUGUUUGUCCAUCAUAUGGAUGUUUAGGUGUUAUCUAGGCCAGCAUGUUUUGUCCAGAAAGCUCCAGCCCCCCCCCCUACUUUUGCCAGUUCUUCCAAUUGCUCAUUUGGCCUCCAGAAUAUUUGAAACUUUUUUUGGAGGUUCUAAACUACAUAAUAGCAAUGGAAUGUACUAUAGAUUUGAUUACAUUAUUAUGUAAUGUUAAUUGUUUUUAUAAAUUUAUAUUUUGUGUAAAAUAUAAAACAUGUUUGAUUUUUAACAAUGAUUUUUAUUAAAGAUUUCUCUGAUAGGUUUGUGCUCAGCA